AAAAACUACUAUGAGCUGGUGACUGUGAGCACACUGGACCGGGAGGAGACAGCAUGCUACUUCCUGACUGUCACAGCAGCAGACCCAGGGUCACCUCCUCUCACCACUACACACACCUUCACAGUCGACAUCUUGGACAUCAACGACAAUGUACGUGUCUUCAACCAGACAUCACACGCCAUGCAUGUGCGUGAGAACAGUGUUCCCAUGUUUCUUGUUGGAGCAGUCAGUGCCUCAGAUGCUGACGUGGGACCCAAUGCCAAGGUGGUGUAUUCCUUGGCACAGUCCCACCCUUCAGAGCAGCCUCCCUUCUCCUCCAUCUCUGUGAACUCUGAGAAUGGGCACCUGUUUGUACUAUGCCCUCCAGACUAUUAGCAAGAUCGAGGUCUUGGUGAUCGCCUCUGAUGCAAGGUCUCCUCCCCUCAGUGCCAAUGCCACUGUCCGCCUUGUUGUGGUGGAUGAAAAUGACAAUGCCCCACUGGUGCUGCACCCAGCCCAGGACAGCAGCCCAGUAUCCAGCGAGCUGGUGCCCAUGUUGGCUGAGGCGGGGUACCUGGUCACCGAAGUGGUGUCUGUUGAUGCUGAUUCGGGGCAGAAUUCGUGGCUCUCGUACCACCUGCUGAAUGCCACCAACCCUGGUCUGUUUGUGGUGGGUACCCGACGUGGGGAGGUGCAUCUGAGGAGGCCAGUGACAGAGAGAGACCCCCUGAAACAGAAGCUUGUGUCCAGAAGAUGGCUGAGACAGUAUAAAAUAAUUUAAUAAAAUCCAAAAAUACAAAAUCCACUGACCUCCCCAUAUGCAUGAGCCAGGUGACAUAGAAGGACUUAAAACAGAUAUAAAGAGACUUUCCCUUGGUGAACUUGACUGUGCCUGAUAAGUGCAUUAUUUUUUAAAUGACUUUCAAUGAUACUGGACAGCUGGAAUACCUCUGGCCAGCUGCCGGUCAGGAGGGACCUCUCAAAACUCUUAAGAUCUUUAGUAGAUGAUAUAGAAGGGUCUUGCUGUAACACCUGCAAGCUCCUUCAGUAUUCUGUGAGGGACCCUGUGAGGCCAAAUGGAACAAACCACAGGUCUGCAAUCUACCUGACAUGAAUGUCUUGUUUAGAGAGAGCAUUCUUUGUGGAGAUGUUUGUUCUGGGAAAGCUCUCUGAAUGUUUUGCAAAAGGCUGGGAUGUUUUUUCUCCUGUUGUCCCUUGGCUGAAAUAAGGAUGAGCAGGUUCAUUUCUUCAGUUUGGAGACACAGCCAGCAGAGCAUUCAGGAAAACUGUAGGAAGCAGGGAUUUGCCAGCAGGCCUCUGUGGCUCUUCCGAGCACUGAGCUUCUGUCUGUGACAGGGCCUAGUUAGAUCCAGGUCAGAGGAACCUGGUGCCUCCUUGAACAGUGGCCUUGGGUGUGCAAAGGCCCUGGAAAUCAGUGAGGCUGGGGAGUGGAAUUUCCCACUCUUCUGAUAGCUCCAGCUGUGGAUGGCAACCGUUUGGGUUUUGAGCACAAAGUGUUUUGAUUCUAAAUAUUUUGAGGGGUGGAUUUCACAAAGACAGCAGACAUCUUCCUUUUGGGACGUACUGGCGGGGGCACGAGGAGGUGGUCAUUUGGUGAGUGAAAACUGUAGCCAGGAAGAGGCUUUGCUCUCAGGAAAUGCAGAGGACUGGAGCUGUGCCUUCUGCAAGGCCCCCAUAAGAAAGAUAAGUCCUGAGCCAGGGCCGAUGAAGGGAUUCUGAACUGAAGGCUGUUGUACAUUGGGAACUGAGCGAUCCACAGUCCAGUUAAUCUGGAAAGUCACACAUCUUUGCUGUGCUGUGCUGCGAUCCAAAAUCUCUGGUGAGCAGGAUAAACUCAGACAGCUCACUGGAAUCAUGGACCUGGCAAGGAGUACCCACUAGCUGCUAGAGAGAAAUCCGAGUGUGAACGAGAAGUCUACAUGCAAUCUUCUUUUAACGUGACAGCAAACGUGAGGAGUAGAAUAACUUUCUUGCAUGAAAGUCCUGAAAUGGUUUGAAGGACUGAAACGGGGGUACUCCUUUUCUUUGAUGGGGGUCUGCAUGGCUGCUGUGCAUGCCUGGAGUCCUGCCCGAAGUGAUGGCCCAGCGUUCUCAUCUACAGGCAUAAAGGAUUAUCUAGGCAGAUAUCCGAUAGCAUGAGCAACAGUGAACAAGGAGUGAAUGACAUCUGAGAGGGUGGCUGUGUCUCUCUCACUCUCCCUGAGACUCCGAGGAACCAGCUCCUCUUGGUCUAAAUCAGCUGCUUCUGGGAUCACUUCAGCUCGAGGGUACAGGUGUCUGAUGCAGUUCCUAACCAGAUGGUUUAUUAUGUUUUUUACCAUGUGAGAGGGGGAAUGUUGUCUGCUGUACUGGAGGGCCUCAGCACACUGCUGAGCUUUCCCGAGAUGCUCGUCGCAGGUGGCAUUCCAGGAAGCAAUGUGAUGGGUAGGACUUGUAUGAGAGACUACUCUGAAUGACGGCUGUACAAGAGUCUCCUGUUAGGGCUGGAGAGGUCAUCUGAGAGUUGCUGCAGCGUGGUAAGAGCGAGGGAGCUGGAGCAGGAGUGGGAGUCUGACGUGAAGCAAUAUGUUUUCGCCCUUGAAGUCCACGAGCAAUUCCCUCCUGGGCUCAGCUGGUCUCCUCCUCUGCUUGCUUGACUUUUGAUCCAUUGGCAUUGCCUGCCCAUAAACUUCUAAUGUUGUCUAAUUCUAUGUCAAGAGUAUCAGCUUAAGUCUAGACCAAUAUUAAUAUCCUCUAAGAGUCUGUGAGGGACCCUACCAACUGUCCGCAGUUCAGUGAUAGAGUCUUUAUAGAUGUUUCCACAAAGCUGCCGUGACUGAAGUUUCUGCACACUCUCCAGUGUUCUUAUGAUGAUGUUGGUGGGGGUCUCAGGCCACCUGAGAGGGAUCUCCAGUGAUGACCCACUCCUCUCAUUCUUUUGCAGUCCAUUCUGGAAGGAUGACAUCCGGGGUAUCAGUCGGUCCACCUCCUUAUCUUUUUUAUCUUUUGCCAGUGGCGCCGCUAGUAAGGGACACGGUGGGUUGCUUCAGGCCCACUGCCGGAGCAACACUCGCCAAUGUAUAGGGACCCGAAAAACUCCAGAGUCAUACAUCAGGCCAUUUCAAACACACGAAUCUUAUAGUUUCUACAUUUAUAAGCCAUCCAAGUGCAACAUAUAUUGAUUAAUAUUCAUAAAUCUUUUUAAUACUUCUGCUUUGAAGAUCACCUCCCAUUCUUUGUUCUGUGGCUAUGGUGUAACUCUGCUAUAUGUGAUUUGCUGGAGAGGGUGACCUGAGACCAGUUUGGUCAUCUCGACAGGCAAACGAGUGGCGGAGACAUGAUGGCUAGUUCAUUCUCCCCGACUCACCCCUUGCUACAAACAUGGGCUUUGAUGUGGCCGUUGAUGGGGAGUGGCCACCAGACCUCCGUCUCGUUCACCUCCACCCCGCCACUCAGCAAAGCAGUAGACCUUCUUCAGCAGCUUCAAGGUGGGGUCAAUUGUCUGUAAGGAAACUCCAGGAGCUGCUUUAAAGAGCCGUUGACUUUGGUCUCAAACGCACUUGGCAGAGCGCUCUUGGAGGCAGCUGUGUGGAUCUAGCGUGUGUUGCAUUUGCCGGAGCUCGCCUCGGGGUCCGCGGGAGAAGCCGCUGGAGUAGUCGAUGGCCAGGGCUGGCGAAGAGUGCCUGACCUUGGGGUUUUUCUCCAGUCUCGGCACGGAUCCUGGCUCCCACUGCCCGGCCGCGCUGGAAACCUCUCACUGUCCUUUCUCGCCUCGGUUCCCACGGUACUUCCUCCCAGGUCCAGUCUUGACCUCUCCCUUUUACCGAACCUGAUCCUGCCUCUAUUCAUCCCAUAAGAAGCCUUGCAUACUCCCAGAAUCCCCCUCAAACAUCUCAUAGACAGUUUGCCCUUUUCUGUAAGACUCUUUCUGAUAGUCCACAAUAAUCUCCAUGCCCUCCCGUUCACGUUUACAAAAUUUCUGGUUGAACCUCUUGAGAUUUACACUUCAAUAGUGCCUUUAAUGGCCCAUCUCUCAGUGUUCUUGGCUUUGCCGUUCUCUUCUUCCGUAGCUCCUGCUCGUUACCGUUUGUAUAUCUGGGGCUCGAAUUUAAGACCUCUCCUGUUUCAUUCCUGCCUUUUAUGUUAUAUCACUGUGUCCGUGAAUCCUUUCCCAGCAGCAGGAGUUCGGUUUUGAUCUCCUAGACCAGCACUGUCAUUUUAGGGCCGUGGUGGAUGAAGGUGAUGGGUAAACUUUUCCUUAAAGGGACAAUUCCUCAUCUGCCACCAGCUCGCCUAUUCCAUACCGGUUCUUUCUCGGACCCGCCCCACUCGCUAAGGAUCCUGUGCUGAUGAACAAGCGGAGAAGAGGAGGGAAAAGCCCUCUAAGUGUCCUGUGGAAGUGACAGAUCUUGCAAUGCCCACCCAGAGGAAAACCCCGAGGAACUGGCGGUUCCGAGCCGGGCGGUGCUGACCAGAGCCGCGCUCUGUCUGCGGGGAGGGAGCUGCUUCCUAGCGAAGAGAGAGCGUUUCCCCUGCGCCGCGUUUUGGGUCCGUCUGGGCACGGGGAGCGCAGCCUCCAGCAGCAAAGCCCGGGCUGGCGGCUCUGCGCUGCCGGAGCAGCAAAGGAACUAUUCCCCCGUGCGACGCUGGGUGGGGCUGUUGGCCGCGAACCGGCGGGUUCCUCUGCCCGCCCCGGCUUUGCAGGCACCGGCAGACAGAAAGAGCCGCGGGAGCCGCUCGGGAAGGGCGGCGGAACACGGAGCCGGGGAACUCGGGGGCUUUCAGACCCCUCAGCCCGGGAUUGCUGACCAAAUCUCCCUCGGACGCCUCUUGAAAAUGCUUUUAAUCCCGGAGGACGGGGAAUGGCUUUUGUGGCGAGUAAGAGCGAGUGGGAGACGGAGCAGAGAGCGGCAGAGGCAAGUGAUCUUGUUGCUUGUGUGCGUUUGCGUGUGUCAGAGCGGGACCGAACCCCUCCGCUAUUCUCUGGCGGAGGAGAUGGAGAGGGACUCCUUUGUGGCCAAUAUUGCAGAGGACCUGGGGCUUUCUCCGAGCCAGCUGGCGGCUCGCAAGGCGCGCGUUGUGUCCGAGGGGAACGAGCGGCUUUUCCACCUCAAUCGAAACACGGGAGUGCUGACGGCAAAGGAAUCGCUGGACAGAGAAGAGAUGUGUCCGAGGAGCGAUACCUGCACCAUCUUCUUUAAGAUAGUCCUUGAAAAUCCCUUGCAGCUGAUCCAUGGGGAGGUGGAAGUUCGUGACGUCAACGACAACUCCCCCGUCUUCCAGGAGAAGGAGAUGGUUUUAGAGAUUCCUGAAACGACACAACCUGGAUCUCGUUUCCCUCUGCGAAGCGCCCGGGACAAAGACGUGGGCAGCAACGGUUUGCAGAACUAUAGCCUCGGGCCCAAUUCCCAUUUCUCCCUCGACAUCGGAACAAGGAGAGGUGGAGCAAAGUACGCGGAGCUUGUCCUAGAACGCCAAUUGGAUCGCGAAGAGCAGCCGCAGGUGAAUUUACUCCUCACCGCAACAGACGGGGGCUCGCCACCCAGGUCGGGAACGGCUCAGGUGCGGGUCGUGGUGCUGGAUGCCAAUGACAACACCCCGGUCUUUGAUCGGGCGCUGUACGAGGUGCGGCUGGCCGAGAACAGUCCCCCGGGGCAGCUGGUGGUCAGAGUUGUGGCCGCCGAUCCCGACGAAGGGUCCAACGGGAAAGUGCGCUACAGCCUCACCGAGACACCUGAGAUGUCCCAGCAGCUCUUCCAACUGAACCCUGACACCGGGGAGAUCCGAGUGGCGGGCAACGUGGACUUCGAGGAAGUGGAGCACCACGAGAUAACGGUGAGAGCCACCGACGGCGGGGGUCUGUCUGCGCAUUGCAAAGUGCAGGUGGAGGUGCUGGACGUGAACGACAACGCCCCGGAGAUAACGCUUACCUCGCACUCGGCCUCCGUUCCCGAGGACGCGCCGCUCCGCACCGUGGUGGCCCUGUUGAGCGUGCGGGACCGCGACUCCGGCGACAACGGCAGGACGGAGUGCUCGAUCGACGGGGACUUGCCCUUCAGCCUCACCGCCACGGCGGAUCAGCACUACGAGUUGAGGACGACGGCGGCGCUGGACAGGGAGAGGACGGCGGAGUAUAACAUCACGGUGACGGCCGUGGACUGGGGCCGGAGGCGCCUGAGCUCGCGGACCAGCCUCUCCGUGCAGGUGUCGGACGUGAACGACAACGCGCCCGAGUUCACGCAGGAGGUUUACACCGUGUCGGUGUCAGAGAACAACAGCCCCAUGGUGCGCAUCGGCAGCGUGAGCGCCACGGACGCCGACGCGGGAACGAACGGGCGCGUGAGAUACGCGCUGGUGCGGCAGGAGGGCGCGGAGCAGCCCGCGGUGUCGGUGAACGCCGAGAGCGGCGCCGUCUUCCUCCUGCGGCCGCUGGACUACGAGCAGGUGCGCGCCUUGGAGGUGGCGGUGCGCGCUGCCGACGGCGGCUCUCCGCCGCUGAGCGCCCAGGCGGUGCUGCGCGUGGCGGUGCGCGACGAGAACGACAACGCGCCCGUGGUGCUGCACCCGCCCGCCGAGAGCAGCGGCGCGGCGGCGGGCGAGCUGGUGCCGCGCUCGGCCGAGGCCGGCUACCUGGUGGCCAAGGUGGUGGCGGUGGACGCGGACGCGGGUCAGAACGCGUGGCUGUCGUACGAGCUGUGGAAGGCGACGGAGCCGGGGCUGUUCCGCGUGGGGCUGCACAGCGGCGAGGUGCGCACGGCGCGGGCCGUGGCGGAGCGGGACGCGCCCCGGCACCGGCUCGUCGUGCUGGUGCGAGACCGCGGGCGGCCGCCGCGCUCCGCCACCGCCACCCUCGGCAUCGCCCUGGUCAGCGGCUUCUCCGACGCCCAUUUGCGGGGCGCCGAGGAGGCGCCGGCCGCCGAGCCCGAGGGGCCGCUCACCCUCUACCUCACCGUCUGCCUGGCCUGCGUGUCCGCCCUCUUCCUGGCCACCGCGGGCGUCGCCGUGGCGGCCAAGGUGCGGCGGGCCCGGCGCGGCGCGGCCGACGGCUUGCCCGCCUUCCCGCACUCCGCCCCGACCAGCAGCGCGGGCUCCCUGCCCCGCACCUCCGUCUACGACGUCUGCUUCGCCGCCGGCAGCCUCGACGGAGACUUUCGCUUCCUCGGGCCCCUCCUGCCCUGCUUCCCCGACGGGAUGCCCCCCGGCCCGCCCGAGCAGCGGAGCUCGCUCUGCUCCACAGAGGCGGCCAACCUCGGCGACGGCGGCGACCGGGCUGCAGAGGGCAGAGCUCCCGUCUCCGCAGACACGGCUCGCAGACGGGCGGAAGCAGCUUGCACUGCAAACAGGGGGAAGGAGCUCCUCGGCAAUUCUGAUCCAAACUCUUGUCUCGCCCCUCAGUAAUGUUUUUUGUCAUUCUGACAUGGAUGGAGAACGAGGACUGUGUUGCAUGUUGAUUACCGCGAAACUCGGUGUAUGACUGUGAGAGCCCUGCUGCUUCUAAUUAUUAAGGGAAACACUGAAACCUGGAAGCCCAUCUUCAAGAUAGCUCAUUGUUACAUCACCUUUUCUGUGUUUGUUUUUCUUUUGGAGAGAGCUCUGUAAUCACGUCUCAGAUCUCUGCAGUCUGUUCAGUACCAGGCCAAGCAUAUCUUGAUCAAAAUUAAGUGAUACUUGCAGAGCUGUUCCAUAAUAACAAGGCGAUUAUAUCAGAAACGGCUGACAAUGGCUGUCUUUGCACAUUUGACCAGGAGGUUACAGAUCCUCCACACGUACACGCUGUACGUUUUCUUUCAUAUCGUAAAUUUCAACAUAACAGCUCCGGAUUGUUAAGUAUUACGUAGUAGAGAAUUAAAAACAGUUUGUGUUUUCCCAGUGAAACAGGCUAGACUGUUUACAAUAAACUUGAGGCACUAUAGAAGACAGGGCGCUAGAGCAGUUUUCUGAUCUAUUUUCCCUUCGUUAAUGGUCAAUGAGGUAUAAAGU
This is a messenger RNA of Cuculus canorus (common cuckoo), 7959 nucleotides long. Its product is annotated as protocadherin beta-15-like. Bases 4816 to 7377 code for a protein of 853 amino acids. The transcript is spliced from 2 exons. NCBI's taxonomy places the organism in Eukaryota, Metazoa, Chordata, Aves, Cuculiformes, Cuculidae. Gene Ontology annotation, cellular component: plasma membrane. Gene Ontology annotation, biological process: homophilic cell-cell adhesion. The record is from RefSeq and is a predicted model, not a curated record. Gene Ontology annotation, molecular function: calcium ion binding.